AUGGCCCAUACUGCCGUUGCCAACACUCGAUCCAGACCUGUUACCAUUACCGUUGUUGCACACCACGACGAGAAGUACGCCGCCGACAACAUGACACGAUCAGCUUCUGCAGAGCCUACGAAGCCCACCAAGCGCAAGGGCACCAGAAGCGUCUCAACCCUGACGCCCUCCCAGCUUGCGCGUAAGCGUGCCAAUGACAGAGAAGCACAGCGCGCCAUCAGAGCUAGAACGAAAGAGCACAUUGAGCGUCUUGAGCGCGAGCUUGAGGAGCUCAAGAGCGAGCGCGGCCGCGAUCAGAGCCAGACCGUCCAGGAGCUUUUGCGCAAGAACAAGGCACUUGAAGAGGAAUUGUUCAAGCUCAGAGAGAGCAUGGGCGUUCCCAACGGGCAGUCCUACCCAAACUCAGUGUACGACGACAAUCUGAGCUCUAUUAGCGGCGCAGUUCCCAGUCCUCGAUCCUCGCCAUUUCCAUCAAACGGUGACUACAACGUCAUGCAAGAACUCGGUCCUUCUUACGUGCCCAUGCCGGAUGCGUCAGAGUCAUGGGGCCCAGGCAUUUCCGUCUCCGUUCCUUCGACCGUUUCAAGCCCGUCAUCAUCCGCCAACACCGAUGAGUACGGCGCAGGCUACAUCCCCACGAGCGUCCCCGCGCCGAUGAUGGAUGCCCGAAGCAUCCCGGCAAAGAUGAGUGAAUAUGAUGAUGUCGACUCUGCUUCUAGACGCUGGAUACCCUCACAGUCACCACUCAAUGCCUCAUCAGUCGCAGGUUCCCAUCUCUCAUCAUCAUCAGCCGUAUCUUCAUCACCAGCAGUCGUGGAAUUCGUAUCCAACUCCGGUGUACUACCAACAACCGUCAGCUCAUUGAUUCGCCAGCCUGGCACCACCCUUUGGGAGAUUCCGACCCUCAUCGUCCCGCCGACUUGUCGAAUCGACCAGUUGAUUGUCGGCUUCAUACAGGACUGCCGCCGAUUGUCACAACUGAAGUCUCUCGACAACCUCCUCCGACCUGCUAGGGUCAAUGUGAAGAAUUUCCUCGAGUAUCAUCCGGCUUCGCCUACAACAGAACCUCCACGAUGCCAGCUAGCCGACCUUGAUCGAGCUGCUUCCACAACAGUCACGGGUCCCGGCGUCAAGCACCCCAUGGCUGAGCUCAUUACCGCUCUCGUCAACAAGGCAGGCGUCACCAACGUCAUUGAACGCUUAGCGGUCUUCGCCGUCAUCCAACGAGCCAUCGCCUGGCUGGUGCACCCAACGCGUGAGGCCUACCAGGCCAUUGUGCCUGAACUCACACCGAAACCGUGCCAGACUAGAAUCCCGCAUCCUCAGUGGGUUGAUCUCAUCCUUUGGGCACCUCUGCGCACUGCCAUUAUCGAACGCCAGGAGUUGUACGCGAACGAAGAAUUUCAAGGCGUAUACUCGUCUAGCUUGAGACUGAUCAAUUGGCCAUGCCGGCCAAUUGACGCCUUGGUGGUCGACCCGCAAUCUGGAGAGAUGUGGCUUAGCGACACGUUUACUACACACGCAAUGCGCCUCGAAAACUGGCGCCUUAAUGAGAACUUUGUUCGCCGUUACCCCGAACUUCGUGGCUGUGUUGCAGUCGAAGGUUCCUGA
This is a messenger RNA of Colletotrichum paranaense, 1611 nucleotides long. RefSeq lists its product as uncharacterized. The transcript is spliced from 4 exons. The record is from RefSeq and is a predicted model, not a curated record. Gene Ontology annotation, biological process: regulation of DNA-templated transcription. The coding region runs from base 1 to 1611 and encodes 536 amino acids. Gene Ontology annotation, molecular function: DNA-binding transcription factor activity. NCBI's taxonomy places the organism in Eukaryota, Fungi, Ascomycota, Sordariomycetes, Glomerellales, Glomerellaceae.